AGUGGGGGACGGUUCACGCGCACAGAGAGGUCAUGUUUAUGAACGGCGAGUCCCGUCUACCUGCCGUAGUUCAGUGAGCUGUAAUCAUCAACCCAGCAGCGGCAGCUCGUUGACGGAAGCCCGGCUCCCUCCUCCUCCCCCCUCGGACGGUUUUGUGUCAUUUUGAAGGGCAUGUCAGGGCAGACCGUGCGCUCAGCCGCACCGCGGAGAGACAGCGGGUGGCGUUUCUGAGAGUCCACCUCUCACCCGCAUCGCUCCAAACCCACCUGCACCUCCUCACCAACACCCAUCCUCUCAGGGAGAGAGAGAGGAGGGAGGGAAGGAAGGGAGGGAGGAAGCGAGGCGCUGAGAUGCCGAUGGUUUCCUGGGGGCGCCAGGAAAUUAAAGUUCACUCUAUUUUUGUGUAAUAGAGCGCGAGUCUUGUACAUUUCACAGCAAGAGUGGACUGAGCGACCUCCACACGGUUUGAUCUCAAGCCUUUUCAUCAGAAGAACCACAACAGAAUUUUCAGAAAUGGACCAAGAUAAUCAGAACCAAAGCAAGACCGAAGAGGAAAACCCGAACAAUGAAGCAGAGUCUUCAUCAACAGCUCCAGCAUCCAACACGACAACUCCUGCCCAGGAUCCAUCAACCUGCCAGCCUCCAGGYCCCCUCAGGCCUCGGCGGCCACAGAGAAGUGCCAGAAUCGAGGGUUCUGUGGACGCGUCAGAGCUCAAAGCUGAACCCACUCCACCGACUAACCGGAGUGAGACCGCCAGCGACGGUGCUGUAGUGAGCCGCCCCAAGCCCUCUCGCCCCGCGGCACUCGAACCUGCAGGAGAUCCCACCAGGCCGAGCGGUAAAGUCRGUCCUAAGGUUCCGGGUCACCACCCGCCGCACCCGGUUAGGGCCGCCUCAGUGCCCCAGCCCCCAGCCAGCAGGCCUCUUCCYCCUCACCUGAACCCACACGCACAGAGAGCCCUCUCUGUGGCGGGCACUGCCGACACCGAACCUCAGACUGUGGAGGACUUCAGGGUGCACAUCAUCACCUGGAAYGUGGGCUCAGCCACGCCGCCCGAUGACAUCACGUCUCUGCUGGGACUGAACGUGGGAGACGGAAACACAGACAUGUACAUUAUCGGGCUGCAGGAAGUGAACUCUAUGAUCAACAAAAGACUGAAAGAUGUCCUCUUCACAGACCAGUGGAGUGAAGUCUGCAUGGAGAGAUUAAGCCCCUUUGGUUAUGUUCUGGUGACGUCACAGCGAAUGCAGGGGUUGUUACUGCUCAUCUUUGCCAAAUACUUCCAUCUGCCUUUCCUCCGUGGAAUCCAGACCGAGACCACCCGCACAGGCCUGGGGGGUUACUGGGGGAAUAAAGGUGGUGUUAGCGCCCGCAUGUCAGCGUUCGGUCACAGCAUCUGCUUCCUCAACUGCCACCUGCCGGCUCACAUGGAGAACUCAGAACAGCGCAUGGAAGACUUUGAGGCCAUCCUGCAGCAGCAGCAGUUUGAGGGCCAGGCGGCCAUCGGGGUUCUGGAUCACGACCUAGUGUUCUGGUUUGGAGAUCUCAAUUUUCGCAUCGAUGACCUGGAUGUGCAAGUUGUGAAGUCAGCCAUUGAUAACAACAAGUUAUCAGUUUUGUGGGAAAAAGAUCAGCUGAACAUGGUGAAAGACAGUGAGAUGGUGUUGGAGGGAUUUCAAGAGGGGCCAUUAAAGUUCCCUCCUACCUACAAGUUUGACGUUGGAACCAACACAUACGACACGAGCGGGAAGAAAAGGAAGCCAGCUUGGACCGACCGGAUCCUCUGGCGCCGGAGAGCCACUGUGCCUGCUGCUCAGGGUGUGGGGAAGCGUGGUUCUGUGUCAGGUCUCACCAGUGGGAUCAAAGUGACCCAGCACAACUACCGAAGUUACAUGGAGUACACCGUCAGUGACCACAAACCGGUCUCCUCCAUCUUCACCCUGCAGUUCCCAUACAAGGUGGAUGUUCCACUGGUCACACUGGUUGURGAGGAUGAGUGGAACACUGUUGAGGAUGCAAAAACAGUGUUUAAAUURUCACCCAACUAUUCUCGCAGCUCCUGGGACUGGAUUGGAUUGUACAAGGUGGGUUUCAAGCACCACAAGGAUUAUGUGGGCUAUGUGUGGGCCAAGCAGGAGGAGAAUGACUUUUAUCGUCAGGAACAUCAGGUAACCUUUACCGAGGAGGAAUUACCCAAAUGCUCAGGAGACUUUAUCUUGGGUUACUACAGCAACAACAUGAGCUCCAUUGUGGGUGUAACAGAGCCAUUUCAGAUCCAGCUUCCAACUUUAGAGCACGUCAGCAGCUCUUCAGACAGCUCCGACUUCAGCUCAGAAGACGACAGCACCGUCGUCAUGAAGGUGMGGUCCCACAGUUCCAGUCCUCAAAAGGACAAACACCGUCGGAGCGGCAGCCGCAGUCGCUCAGGCAGCCGCCCCAGCAGCCCGACGCAGGCCCAAACCGAGGAGCUGAAGACCGCCGACAGGAGCGCAGCAGAAACAGAGUCUGCAGGAUGCCCAGAAGAGGGCGGCAGCAGGCAGCAGCAGGCUGGUCCUGGGGAAACAGACAAACACACGGAAGAUUCAGGAAUGUGAUGCAACCCUCGGUCCCGCUGUUGUUGCAGGUUACAUAGCCAAAUGUUGUCUUUAUUUCAUACAUCAAGUACACUGUAUAUUGUCUGUGAUGCCAUCUGUUUCAGAAAUAAUCAUCUGGUUUGUCUAGAUGGUUUAUUUGGCCUUGAGUUGUUUUUCUAAACCGUGCACUUUGCGUGUUUUUUUUUGUAUACCUCUCACUUUCUCCAGUGUUUCCUCUAUCAUUGUCUGUUCUCAGGUGUGGACUGUACAGGGAGCUCAUAGCUUGUGUUAGAAAUUAGAAAUUACUCAAGGAUUAUGAGGUUCGUGUAGCGCUGUAACUAGAUAUGAUUUAAAACCAUCUUCACUUUCCAGACAGUGUAGACACUUUUCACUUGCUCACAUAUCAUUCACUACUUGUUUAAAGGGGCAAAAUAUGUCUAAAAUGAGAGAAUUURGCUGAUUUAAAACUGAAACUCUUUUCCAGCUUUAAGAGUUGCUCGUUUCUGCGAACAGAGACAGCCAGGCAGGUUUUUUUUUUAAAUAUGAGUCUGGCCUUACAAACGUUGCCUGCGUUGGRAAGUCGACACACGUGACAACGUGACACAUGAUAUGCAGGGAGCACCUGAACUGAUCUAUUUCAAAAUCAGAACACCAUUCCAGGGUGCAAAAAAACGGACGAACUAAAGUAAGUGGAGACGAGGCUCAGAUGUACGUGGCACACUGAACGUCGGCUUAGUGUGUAACGAUAUGGACAAGGGUCUUUAAAUAGACAGUUGUAUCGCUGCAUCAGGGAGUGAGGGGUGUGGAAGGUCACUCAGCUGUUGUACAGCUGUCCUGCCAUAAGUAGAGGAUUAACAGUUGGUCCCUUACUGCCAACACCAGWAAAAUCUGCAGCAAUACCUGACAAUGUUCCAGUGUUUGUGACAAGUCUUCAGCUUCACAACCUUAAAUCUCCAUUAUUCAACAGCAGAAAAAAAAACAUUAUUGUUUGAUUGCACUUUGCUUUAAAGGGGACAUAACAUGAAAAAUCUACUUUAAUAGCCAUUAAAUACAUUUUGUUGUGUACUUGGAGUGCAGAAAAUUUGAAUUUAGUCUAUCCCARUGCUGCUUGGUUGUCUUUAUAUUCUGUUUGAGUCAUAUUUUUUAACCYGUUCAGUUUUCUCUUUGACGUUUUCCAAACUAUGUCAUCAAAGUAUUUGCUACGGAACUUCUAAAUAAGGUCUGGACUUACUAAUUAAAAUUUUGCCGUCUUCAUUCACCUCUUUCUCUGGGUCAGACUCAGGCUCCAACAUGUAAGGAUGUGGACAAGUCUUCAGUUGUUGACAUCUUUAUUAAUUUGUAAAUAGAAACUUUUUGCACUUCAAUACAGUUUUUAACCCCUCUAUCAAAUAAGAAUGGAAGCUGGAGGAGGGCGGAGUGUGAAGUGCAUCUUUUGGAUUUAAAGAGACAGCCUCAAAACGAGUUGAUCUGAGA
Austrofundulus limnaeus is the source of this 4047-nucleotide messenger RNA. RefSeq names its product inositol polyphosphate-5-phosphatase Jb (gene inpp5jb). Lineage: Eukaryota; Metazoa; Chordata; Actinopteri; Cyprinodontiformes; Rivulidae. The coding region runs from base 514 to 2595 and encodes 693 amino acids. Gene Ontology annotation, cellular component: plasma membrane; ruffle; cytoplasm. The transcript has 13 exons. Gene Ontology annotation, molecular function: phosphatidylinositol-3,4,5-trisphosphate 5-phosphatase activity; phosphatidylinositol-4,5-bisphosphate 5-phosphatase activity. Gene Ontology annotation, biological process: phosphatidylinositol dephosphorylation; negative regulation of peptidyl-serine phosphorylation. The record is from RefSeq and is a predicted model, not a curated record.